AUGGCAUCGAGCAGUCACGUGGAUUUCGAUUUGAAUGAGCAGUAUGCUCAGAUUAGUUUGGAGGAUGAGGAAGCGGGUGUUCUGAUUGGGGGAGACGAUGAGGGAGAUGAGACGACUUUCGACGAUCGGUGGUGUUUGGUGGGGAGGUUUCUGACGGGUCGACCGGUGGACUUUGAUGCAAUGCGCCAUUUAAUGGCUUCUCUUUGGCAGCCGGGUAAGGGUGUCUUUAUCAAGGAGUUGGGUACGAAUCGUUAUCUUUUUCAGUUUUUCCAUGAGUUGGAUGUCCAAACUGUUAUAGAUGGUAGCCCUUGGACGUUCAAUCGAAGCCCUCUUGUUUUUCGUCGUCUGAAUAAGGGAGAAGAUCCUAAGGAAGUGGCGCUUCACAAGCUUGAUUUCUGGGUUCAGAUUCAUGAUUUGAAAUCUGGAUACAUGUUGGAAAAGGUGGUUCGGAGUGCGGGUGCUUAUAUAGGUACGUAUGUUAAAUCGGAUCCUAAGAAUUUUAAUGGUAUUUGGAGAGAGUACUUGCGUGUUCGUACUACGGUGGAUAUCGAAAAACCAUUAAAGAGGAGGAUGAAACUUUGCAAGGAGAAUGGGGAUUGGAUUUGGGCGAAUUUUAAAUAUGAACAUCUUCCUACCUUUUGCUUUGUUUGUGGCAUAAUCGGGCAUGCGGAUAGAUUUUGUCCUAAACGUUUUGAUCAACCUAUUGAUCAAUUGGUCAAACCAUAUGGUGCGGCACUACAGGCGGAUCUGAAGAAGAAAAAUUACUUAGUUGGUGCUAAGUGGCUUAGGAGUGGGGCCGAGGAGGGUGGUGCGGCGGCUGGCCGUGGUGGUGGGGGGCGUGUGAAUGAAGAUCGUCAUGGAGUUAAGGCUAUCCCAAAGAUCAUGGAUGUUGAUUGUGUUGACCAUGUUGGUGAUCAUGAUCCCAUGAUUUUAGGGAAGAGUAAAAAGAAAGAAAUAAUUAAGGAAAGUGGGAGGGAGAUUAGGCAAUCGGCUAUAGAUGGAAAUUCAGAAUUUAUGGAAAGUGAUGAUGAUGCAAAUAUUGAGGAAGAUUUGGUUGUGUUAAUGGAAAGUAAGAGGAGGCGUACUGGGCGUGUGGGCCUUGAAGCUCACGUGGAGGGGGGUUCGGCUAAGACUGUUGUUGAGGAUGUUGGUGUUAAUGGGUCAAAAAACGAUUCACAGGUGGGCCAUGGUGUGCAGGCCCACCCAUCAUCAUGA
Molecule: messenger RNA, 1215 nt
Organism: Cannabis sativa
Lineage: Eukaryota; Viridiplantae; Streptophyta; Magnoliopsida; Rosales; Cannabaceae
Exons: 1
Coding region: 1-1215 (404 amino acids)
Source: RefSeq, a predicted model, not a curated record